Messenger RNA from Danaus chrysippus (African queen), 531 nucleotides. Lineage: Eukaryota; Metazoa; Arthropoda; Insecta; Lepidoptera; Nymphalidae. The record is from the annotation of a GenBank genome assembly.
AUGACUAGAGCUAAAAUAGAACUCGGCGAUGUGACACCGCAUAAUAUUAAGCAAUUAAAGAAGUUGAAUACAGUAGUAUUCCCAGUGUCCUACAACGACAAAUUUUAUAAAGAUGUUUUGGAAGCUGGUGAAUUAGCUAAGCUGGCCUAUUAUAACGAUAUUGUGGUUGGGGCUGUUUGUUGUAGAAUAGAUACAUCAGAUAACUCUAGAAGAUUGUAUAUAAUGACCUUAGGUUGUCUAUAUCCCUACAGAAGACUUGGUAUAGGCACUUUGAUGGUGGAACAUGUGCUCAAGUAUGUUGAACAGGAUGGCAAUUUUGAUAGUAUUUUCUUACAUGUUCAGGUCAAUAAUGAGGGUGCGAUAGACUUUUAUAAGAAGUUUGGUUUUGAAAUUGUCGAAACAAAAGAACACUACUACAAACGGAUAGAGCCGGCAGAUGCUCAUGUCUUACAGAAAACCAUAAGACAACCACAGUAUACAACACUGUAUAACGGGACUGUACCCCAUGCGAAAACAAACGGUCAUGACUGA